AUGUUCUCCCGUCUCGGAGGUCUCCUAACCGGGUUGUCGAGCACAAUUAGUUGCUCGCUGAGAGCCACCACUUCAACACUGCUCCCAUCAUCAGCUGCACAGUCUUUUUCGACAAGUUUUCCGGCAUGGCGCAAUAAUUUUUUGCAGUUCAUCCACUACCGGAACGGACCGCCAAAGCGGCGUGCGCGCAGUAAGGACAAGAGUCCGAUCAGUGGAUACAGCCAUUUCAAGGGAAUCGUGCUGAAAACUGUAAUUCGUCACCCGAAAAAGCCAAAUUCCGGAAAUCGAAAAUGCGCAAUUGUGAGACUAUCGACAGGAGCGGAAGUUUGUGCCUAUAUUCCCAACGUUGGACACAAUUUACAAGAGCAUUCACAAGUACUGGUUAAAGGAGGACGUCGACGAGACUUGAUUUCGGUCAAAGCCAACAUUGUGAGAGGAAAAUUCGAUUGCGCGCCAGCUGGAGGACGGAAAUAA
Molecule: messenger RNA, 474 nt
Organism: Caenorhabditis briggsae
Lineage: Eukaryota; Metazoa; Nematoda; Chromadorea; Rhabditida; Rhabditidae
Gene: Cbr-mrps-12
Product: Protein CBR-MRPS-12
Biological process (GO): translation
Cellular component (GO): small ribosomal subunit; ribosome
Molecular function (GO): structural constituent of ribosome
Source: RefSeq, a predicted model, not a curated record